Penicillium coprophilum is the source of this 849-nucleotide messenger RNA. RefSeq lists its product as uncharacterized. The record is from RefSeq and is a predicted model, not a curated record. The transcript has a single exon. The coding region runs from base 1 to 849 and encodes 282 amino acids. NCBI's taxonomy places the organism in Eukaryota, Fungi, Ascomycota, Eurotiomycetes, Eurotiales, Aspergillaceae.
AUGAUGCCCUAUGAAGAGGUUCUGCCAUCCACAACGCCAAAAUAUGAGUUCAAAGGAAUCCAGCAUUCUCUCCAAAUUUUGGGAGAGAAAGUGGAUGAAGAGAAGACGGAGUUGUUUAACCCUUAUAUUAUUUUCACUAUUGACGAACGUGCCUUCCUUGAUUGUUUUGUGAACUCGGACGAAAAAACUCUCAAAUCAUCAUGGGAAAUUUAUGACCAUCCUGCCAACCAUCUUGUCAUCAAAAUGGAAUCAGAAGUUCAUGCGAUAGCACAUGGAGCUUUCUCCAAAGUAUUCAAUGCUUGGAUUGGUGACGAGCGGACCGAAUAUCCGCUUCUGCCCACAUCGACAGCCGCCCGAAGAGGCGAGAUCGGGCGUGUAAAAAGGCCAGAUCUUGCGUGGACCCCUUCAGACUUACCUAUUGGAAGAGAAACAACGUGGCCUUCCUUCGCGAUAGAAGUAGCUUGGUUGGAACCCCGCCGCAAGGUAGAGCAAGACAUAGAAUUUUGGUUGUGCCAAAGCAAAGGGGACGUGAAAGCCGCGAUGUCGAUCACGGUACACUGUCGUGGAGGCAAAAUCUCAUUCGAGAAAUGGGACAUAAAUCGUUCUCAAAGUGCAAAACAAGUAUCAGUGUUUCCAUCCCAGAGGAUGGACGUUGUGAGAGAUCCUGCAUCGGAUUGUCCAAAAUUCAAUGGACGGAUUGAGAUCCCCUACGAAGAUAUCUAUCUUCGACAAAAAGGAGCUGGAGACACAAACUUUAUCUUGAAAGAAGAAGAUGUCGCGCUCAUGGCCAGGAAAAUAUGGAUCUCUCAAUAUGGCUUACAGGGGAGACAUGCUUCCAGCUCUCGCUAA